This is a messenger RNA of Penicillium pulvis, 1527 nucleotides long. Its product is annotated as tryptophan synthase. Gene Ontology annotation, molecular function: tryptophan synthase activity. The transcript has a single exon. The record is from RefSeq and is a predicted model, not a curated record. NCBI's taxonomy places the organism in Eukaryota, Fungi, Ascomycota, Eurotiomycetes, Eurotiales, Aspergillaceae. Bases 1 to 1527 code for a protein of 508 amino acids. Gene Ontology annotation, cellular component: cytoplasm. Gene Ontology annotation, biological process: L-tryptophan biosynthetic process.
AUGUUUCAGUCUUUGCGCUUUCUUUGCUUUUCUUCUUACAAGGGUUCUGAGACCCUUGAUUCUACUGGAGACGAUGCACAAAGUAUACCUCGCCUGAGAUCAAUUCGUAGGGCAAGUUAUUAUGCUCGCGUUCCUCGCCAAGUCCUGAUCAGUACACUUCUUCGAGAGAACAGUGUAUCUCGGUCAGCUCCUCUAUCGACUGGUACCGCUAGCACCUACUCUUCAUCUUUCGUAUCCGAUACGGAGUCCAAUGUCACCAGCAGCUCUGCAACCAGUGAGAGCCCCUCCUUACCACCCGAAGCGCUUGCCAAAUCGACUGGCACCAUACCUUCUCUGGAUAGUGACACACCGUAUGUUUCGAUCCUGCAGGUAGAUGGCACACUAAGACCGCCACAAAUCACAUUUGAUGGCUACGGCCCAUAUGGUGGCCGGUUUGCACCAGAAUCUCUCAUAGACUUCCUCAACAAUCUGACCUCAUUCUUCGAGGCCACUAUCUCAGACCCCUCUUUUUGGUCCGAGUAUGCCACGUACCAGCGGGCCGAACCCACUCCGCUGCAGAUUGCAAGCAAGCUCACAUCCUUAGCUGGAGGCGCCACUAUCUGGCUAAAGCGAGAGGAUCAGAGCGAAUACGGCAGUCAUAAGUCACGGAAUAUCCUCGGUCAGCUACUACUAGCCCGCCGCAUGGGCUUCACAGAGGUAGUCACCGACUGUGCCGCAGCCAAACAUGGUAAGUUUACAGCGUCGAUGUGCGCACGCCUAGGUAUGCGCUGCGUCGUUAUUAUAGGCGCAGCGGAUGCACUUGCGCAGGAAGAGGACGUCCUUAAGAUGAAGAUACUGGGAGCUAGGGUCCUGACCGCACGGACCCCUUCAGGAAUAGGUUCCCUACGCGCUGCAAUCACAGAAGCACUCCGUUAUUCGGUUUGUAACUACGAGUCUGCGUACUACCUGAUGGGAGGCCCGAUGGGGCCAAGUCCCCUACCUACUCUCUCACGCACGUUCCAGGCUCUCCUUGGCGAGGAGGUGGCGAUCCAGAUGCAUAAGGCGGCCGGUUGUCAACCAGAUGCUAUCGUCACUGCAGUUGGUAGCGGGAGCGGCGCUGUUGGAUUGUUUAGGCCUUUCCUCACGAACCCUACAAUUCGAUUAAUUGGCGUCGAAGCCACUGGGGCGGCCGCUCUAGAUAACGGGGAAAUGGGCGUGCUCCAGGGCGCAAGAACUUUAAUACUCCAGAAUUGGGACGGGCAAGUCCUUGACUCACACUCAAUUUCGCCAGAUCUCAAUCUCUCGACUGUCGGGCCCGAGAUGGCUCAUUGGAAGGAAUGUGGUCGUAUUCAAAUUAAGACCGCUACAGAUGCGGAUGCCCUGGAUGGGUUUAAAACAAUGCGAUACCACGAGGGCAUUCUGCCUGGGCUGGACUCGAGUCACGCGGUGUGUACAGCCAUCGAUCUGGCAAAAGAACUUGGACCAGGCAAAAAUGUUAUUUUGUUGGUGACAGGCUGUGAUGCUAUUGGUCUUGGGUUGGAAGUCUGA